Molecule: messenger RNA, 1794 nt
Organism: Asparagus officinalis (garden asparagus)
Lineage: Eukaryota; Viridiplantae; Streptophyta; Magnoliopsida; Asparagales; Asparagaceae
Exons: 4
Coding region: 1-1794 (597 amino acids)
Source: RefSeq, a predicted model, not a curated record
AUGGCGGGCAAGUUUCUAGGUGCUGAUUUAGGUAUUGGGGCGGGUAGUUAUGGAGGCAAGGUGUUUGUGGGGGUAGGCGAAGUGCGAGGUGGGUUGGGAAGAGGGAGAGGGAGGGCAAGAGGCAAGGUUUGGUAUUCUACCAUAUUCGUUUGUGUGUUGGAGUCGACGGGUAGGGAGUUUUUGGAACAAGCUUCAGAUGAUGUGUAUGAAUCCGGAAGAAUGACACGAUGUGAGAGCCAGAUCAAGACAUAUAUAAGCACUCUGUGUAAGGGAGUAGCCAAGGAACACACAAGGCAUGGAGUGACUGGCAAGUUUGUGAGGUACAUGAUGGACAGAAGUUGGAUGUUUGUUAGAGAUAGGUUUCACAACCCUGACUUCACCAAUGGUUUACAAACAUUUCUGGAUGCUGCGAAACAACACCUAGAUCAUGAAAAUAAGACGCGUUGCCCCUGUGUUAAAUGUCAAAAUGCCUUGCCGUGUCUUUCUCUACCCGAGAUACGCAGACAUAUACUUGUAAAUGGGUUUGCACAACAUUACACGACAUGGACUGAGCACGGGGAAGAUUUUGUUGAUGUCACAGACGACCAAAUGUAUGAGGAUUUUGAAAGUGAUAGCGAGGAUGAUGAUGAUGACAAUGCUGCGAUGUUGGACAUGUUAAAUGAUGUCCAAGGGGCUAUAAGUAUGGAGACAGAUGAUGAGAACGAUAUUUAUAUCAAGAUAGAUGGUCAUUGGAGCAAUAAAAGUUUUAAAAAUCUACUGAAAUUGUUAAAUGACUCGUAUCCAAAAGGUGCAUCCAUACCAACAUCGAACUAUGAAGCCAAAAAUAUGUUGCUAGAAUUGGGCUUGAGGUAUGAAUCCAUACAUGCAUGCAAGUAUGACUAUGCACUGUUUUAUGGGAAAGAGAAUAAGAAACUGGAUGAAUGUCCAGUGUGCAAGGAGCCGAGAUACAAGUCUUGUGAUGGCAAACGCAAGAAAGUUCCACAAAAAGUCUUGCGUUAUUUUCUAUUGAAGCCGAGACUUCGGAGGUUGUAUAUAUCGAGACAUAUAGUGACUGAAAUGAAAUUGCAUAAAAAAAGAAGACAAAAUGAAGAGGGUUUCCUACAACAUCCAGCUGGUUCUGCCGAGUUAAAACACUUUGAUCAAGAGUAUCCUGAUUUUGCUGCAGAUUGUCGAAAUGUGAGGUUGGGGCUUGCUACAGAUGGUUUUAAUCCAUUUGGAAACAUGAGCACUAGUUAUAGUAUGUGGCCAGUUAUGCUAGUGCCGUACAAUCUGCCUCCUUGGAAAUGCAUGAAAGGAGUGUAUUCAAUGAUGUCAUUACUCAUACCUAGUCCUCGAGCGCCUGGAAAAGACAUUGAUGUGUAUCUUCGUCCAUUAAUAGACGAAUUAAAAGAAUUGUGGGAUAUUGGAGUUGAAACUUUUGAUAUCUCUGUUGGGAGAAAUUUUAAUUUGCGGGCAUGUGUAUUGUGGACUAUAAAUGAUUUUCCUGCUUACGGAAAUUUAUCUGGGUGGAGCACAAAAGGGUAUAAAGCUUGCCCUGUUUGUAACGAAGAUGUAACUUCAGAGGGGUUGAGAGGAAAAUUAUGUUUUAUGGGAGCUCGACGAAAUUUGCCUGUGGAUCAUGAGUGGAGAAGGAGUAAAUAUUUUAACGGUUUAGUUGAAGAUCGUCCUCCUCCCAGAUUAUUUUCUGGGGAUGACAUAUUACGGCAAUUAGAUCGUGUUUAUAAAGCUAGGCCUGGAAAACAUCCUGACAAUCCUGAUUUAAAGCGACACCGUGAGCCUCAUGAGCUAAACUAG